UUUUCAGGCUUUUUGUUCUCCCUUUUCCUAUCUUUCUCUCUCUCUUCUUUCCUUUUUCUCUCUCCUCUUUGUAUAUUCACAAAGAAUUGACCUUUUUUAGGCUAGAAAAUAGCUGGAAUUUGCAGAAAACAACACCCCCCAAAUAUUAUAUUUUCUCAAUUAUUUAAGCUCUGUUUUCUUUUUCCUCAAUCAUAAAAUGGCCUGUAAUUCCAGCAAGCUCUAGGAAUGUUCCAGAAAUCCAUAGAAGCCAUGGAAUUGGGAUGAAUAUAUCUCAAUGCCUUCUCUAAAUAUCUUCUAUAAAACCAUAGUUUGUGAUCUGGGUUUGCUUGUUUUUUAGCAAAAAUUGGAGAAAAUGGGUUGUUUUUUCUCAUGGGUUUUGCAUGGGAUUAGACUGGAUAUUUUUUGGGCCUUUUUCUCAUGAAUGGAAUAGUAGAUUAGUUGGGGUUUUGUUGAAACUGGGUCUUUUUUAUGAUCUGGCUCCUUUUCUAUUUGUGUUUUCCAAAGAGAAUCAGGCCUUAUUAUAUCUAAUUUUCUGGAUUUUGAAGAUUAUAUGGUGGGUAUUUUUGUAGUAUUUUGAUGGACUGGAGCUGAAUAUCUAUUUUUUUUUUUAACUUUUUUUGAAACUGUGAAUAUCUGGUUUUAUUUUAUUUUCCCUUUCAUUAGUAGAGCUUUUUUCUUCUCCCGGAUUUACAAGUAUAUAUAUGGAGCUCUCUGAGUUGCUCAAUUUCUUAGAAGAAAACGUUUUCAAUUGGGGUUCUGGUUUUGGAGAAAAGAAUACAAAUUUUUUCGGUUCAAGAGAGAAAAUCAGUUUAAUUCUUAGAAGAAACAGAUUUUGAUUUGGGUUUCUUAUCUUACAGAGUGGUAACAUAGUUUCUCGGAGAAUUGAUGAAAUUGAGCUGAAAAAUCUGAAAUUACUCCGAGGAAUUCUGGGGUUUUUUAUCUGGGUUUGUGAGAAAAAUGGGUAGUUUUUUACAGUCAAUCGAUGGCGUAGUGGAAGAGAUCAUGAGAAUUCAUAGAUCUUUGCCCACUAGGCCUGGUCUAGAUGAGGUAGAGGCAGCCAUGGCCAUUAUUCAAAAUGUAGAGAAAGAAGAACAUGCGAGAAUUGAUGGAAUUAAUAGACAGAGAAAGGCCCCUGAUGUUCCUGAUGAGCUAUUCUUUGUGUUGCAAGAGAUGCAGAAAAACUUGGUGUUCUUUCAGAGCAAAUAUCAAAAGAAGGAAGCUCUGCAACUCAUCGAUCUCGAGAGGACCCAUGCAUUGUUCGAUGACUUGCUUCAAAGAGCUUCGAAAGCUCUGCCUUCGUCGUCCAUGAAUUAUAGCCAGAACUCUCAUUCUAAUGGAAAACAUACAAUUGCCACGCCAUCCGUUGCUUCUACAUCUAACAGUAGUGUUCAUAGUGCUAGUGAUGGGUUUGAUUCUCUCUCUAAACAAGCAUCAGUUGAGGGUAGUCGAGAGGUGUACAGUAGAGAUGACAGUUUUGUUAAGAAGGCCAAGCCUUCUCUCUACCCUGACGGAGUCACCUUGGGUCUUGAUGUUUCGAGGGGUCUGAGGAAUUCCUCUUUGAAACCAGUUACUGCUUCUGGUGAAGACAGUGAGAAGUUGAGUUUGAUUAAACUCGCUAGUAUGUUCGAGAUUUCUUCUAAGAAAGGCACCAGGGACCUAAAUCUUCAAGGCAAACUGACAGAGCAAAUAGAGUGGCUCCCCGAUUCCUUAGGGAAGCUCUCUGGCCUAUGCACCCUUGACCUUUCAGAAAACCGAAUAGUAGCCCUACCCAACACUAUAGGAGGCCUUUCCUCUCUAACUAAACUCGACCUCCACUCUAAUCGGUUAGAGGAGCUCCCUGACUCUUUCGGGGACUUGUUUUGCUUGGUCGAUUUGGAUUUGCGUGGAAACCGAUUAAGAUCAUUGCCUUCAACUUUUGGAAAACUAUCUCGACUUGAUAACCUUGACCUGAGCUCGAAUCAGUUGUCCUCUCUCCCCAGCACAAUAGGAAACCUCAUAAGCCUCAAGAUAUUGAAUGUUGAAACCAACGAGAUAGAGGAACUACCCCAUAUGAUAGGUCAGUGUUCUUCUCUUGUCGAGAUUCGAGCUGAUUUCAACCACUUGAAAGCUGUUCCUGAAGCAGUGGGAAGGCUCGAAUCCUUAGAGGUUUUGACUUUGCAUUAUAACAAGAUCAAAAGCCUACCUACUACCAUGGCUUCUCUAUUGAAAUUGAAGGAGCUUGAUGUGAGCUUUAAUGAGCUCGAGUCAGUGCCUGAGAGCCUUUGCCUUGCUACCAACCUUGUGAAAUUGAAUGUAGGUAGGAAUUUUGCGGAUUUACAGGCUCUACCUCGAUCUAUUGGAAACCUCGAAAUGCUUGAAGAGUUGGAUAUAAGCAAUAACCAGAUAAGGGUGCUCCCUGACUCCUUUGCUAAGCUAUCCAAUCUGCAAGUGCUUCAUGCUGAAGAGACUCCAUUGGAGGUGCCACCAAGACAUGUAGCUGAAAUGGGGGCUCAGGCUGUUGUUCAGUACAUGGCUGAGUAUGUUGCCAAGAGAGAUUCCAAGACUCAGACAGUUAAACAAAAGAAAAGUUGGGCUCAGUUUUGUUUCUUCUCCCGGCCUAACAAGAGGAAGCACUAUGGCAUGGACUAUGUCAAAGCCUAAGCUCCAUAGGCUUUUUGGAGUACUAAUUUUGACAAGGGGAUUUUGGUAAGUGUGACCUACUAAGGACUGAAUUCAGAUUCCAAUUUCCAUUGCUGCGCUUCGUUUCAUUUGAUGCCGAUGACCAAAUUUGACAACUGUUUCCGUUGCUCACUGGACUAUGGUGUUACUUCUACAUCAUUAUAUGUACUCCUCAUUCAUGUCGAAGAUUCAUUCGUAGCUGCAAUUCUUGGUUCCAGUUCGUGAAUAAGCUAUGUGACUGGAUUUUCAUGGCAGAUGGCAAAGAACUUUGUGAGUGUAGUUUCUGUGAAGUCAGAUAAAUUGACGAUCCACUUGGAACAGUUCUCAGAUGCAUUCAACUAGAUGAGACUGAUAGGGAAGCAACUCUACUCCAUAGGAACUGAAAAUAGAGACAAACCAAGGGGUGAGUGACAUGUGGCCAUAGUGGCCCUGUGAAAAGAAAAAAUGAUCCCUGUUGUUUCUUAAUGUGAGAUUAGGACUUUCUUGUUGGUAUUGGGUGCAUUAUCUAGAUCCACUUAGGCGGCUUGACUGACAAACCGCCUAGGUGCAGCUUAGGUGGUGGGGUCUGGGCAGACGUGCUUAAGGUGGGCACCUAAACGGUCAAGGUAGUGU
Amborella trichopoda is the source of this 3270-nucleotide messenger RNA. RefSeq names its product plant intracellular ras group-related LRR 4 (gene PIRL4). Gene Ontology annotation, molecular function: protein binding. NCBI's taxonomy places the organism in Eukaryota, Viridiplantae, Streptophyta, Magnoliopsida, Amborellales, Amborellaceae. The record is from RefSeq and is a predicted model, not a curated record. Gene Ontology annotation, cellular component: cytoplasm.